Molecule: messenger RNA, 3397 nt
Organism: Lineus longissimus
Lineage: Eukaryota; Metazoa; Nemertea; Pilidiophora; Heteronemertea; Lineidae
Product: WW domain-binding protein 1-like
Exons: 5
Coding region: 1-780 (259 amino acids)
Source: RefSeq, a predicted model, not a curated record
AUGGCGUUGUUUGGGUUCUUGCCGAUUGCCGGAACAUCGCCUCUUCUUUUUCUAAUUUUCACUUUAUUCAAGACAGUAAAUGCAUUAGACUUUUGUGAUCAGAAUUAUUGGUGUAAGGAAGGGCAUUGUUGUGGAAAUGGUCGAUGUUGCAGUUAUUACUAUGAACUUUGGUGGUUUUGGUUAAUCUGGGUGCUAAUUGCUUUGAUGAGUUGUUGCUGCUUUUACCAACAACGUCGCAUGAGAAAGAGGAGGCGUCGCCAUUCAUCUUCCAGGAGGAGUAAUAACCGGACGAGUACCCCUCAUGCCCAGGCUUCCACCACUGCACCGCAAAGCUUUCUUAGACCGUUGUUUGAUCCAUCCAAAUUACUGACACUACCCACAUAUGAAGAAGUUCAGGAUAUGCCAAAGGAUCCCCCACCCUAUGACAUUUUAUAUGAAACCACCUUAGAAGAGUCAGCUCUAGGAGGGCCUUCUUCUUCUCUUCCUAAUCCUCAAGUUGGUGCUACCGUAGAAACUAUACAGGUGCAUGGUGAGAUCAAUGAAAUCGAUGACAGUCCAACAGCAUCAUUACUGAAUAAUGAAGAACAGGUGGCUGUGGAGAUGGAAAUGCCAUACCCAUCAAUGCUUCCCCCAUCCUACAUGACUGUUACGCAACAAGAUGAAGGAAUUGACAGCAGUGUCUCCAGUAGCCAACCUCAGGAGCUCCCAAAUGGUGAAGUCUUCUGUAGUAUGGAUAGUUUAAUCAAUGCUGAAAGUGAUCUGUCGGUGACCAUAUCAUGAUAAAAACUUUCAACCGUUGAUGAGUUUUAUAGUUCAGUAUUGUAAUUAUUGAACUUUUAAUUUCUAUCUCAAUGAAGCUACGGCACUGACUUUCUCAUUUUGAAAAUGUUGUGAAAUAAAAUUUUGUAAAGAAAGGUAAAAUUAAACAUGAACAUGAAAUGAAACAAUGUAAAUGUUGAUGAUUUGCUCUUUAAAAGCUGUCAUGGUUCAUGAUUUUAAUGUAUAAUGGAAAUGUUGGAUUUACUUGUAUGAUCCAAGGAAAAUGGUAUUUUAAUGAGGUUCUCAAGCCCCUCGAAGACAUGCGAGUACCAAAUAUCACAUCUAUUUUGCAAAUUAGAUAGAGGAUUUUGUACUUCAAUAAAAUGCCCUGUAUCUCCUUCAUCUUUAGUAGUUUAGAGCUAAAUAAGGUGUCAUUUUGUUAUGUUGGUGAUAUGUAUAUUCAGUAAAUUGAUAAAAAAUUCCUGUGUUUAGAAAAAUUUAGACUUUCGGAGAAUUCUGAAGUCCAAAACGUUUAGCCAGUUCUUGGUAAUAAUAUGUUAUCUAAUCUAUAAUUAUUUAUGUGUAUGUUUGUGAUUCUGUCGUAUUUCUUUUACAAAAUGUUCAAGCAUCUUGUCAACACCAUAAAAUUGGAAAUGUCAAAACGUUUGUGAAAUUCUGCACUAAUAUUGCUUUGUCACUAAAUCUUGGGACUGGGAAAGGCAGUGUUUGGAAAAAACCCAUUCAGUGUGACUGGAUGAGCAAAGUGGAAUUUGUUGAGGGAACUUCAUUACUCUGGGUAACUGUCUAGUCUUGGCUUUCUGUUUACCUUCCUAAAUGCACUGUGCUGGUACACGGGAAACUUUCUCUUCAUUAAACAACACAAAAGGUCAGAAAACUUAAUGUCAGCUAAAAUUUUCAAGGUUUAGUUAUUGAAAAACUUUAUCAAUAUCAAAGUACAGCAUAAUCUCAGUGAAUGUUGGAUACAUGAAUGCAACUUAUCUUCAUAAAGUUGUACAUUUUUCUUCUACUUUGUAUAUUUACCUCAGCAAAAACUUAGAAAGGUUUUGUUAUCAAUUUUUGUUGUUGUAGAUGAUAAAAAUAGACAAGCAUUUACUACAUGUAUCACUAUUGUUUCUAGAAAAAAAUAUGUGCAUGAUUAUUCAUAUUGAAUACAUAAUUCUUUUAUUAGUGUCAUUAUCAUAUUAUAUAAGUAUAAUUUUAUGCAAAUCACACACAGAUUUCAUAUGUUUAAUAUUAAUGCACUGGCACAUUAUUGUACUUUUGUGCAAGGUUUAAUUUCACAUGCUGUAUAUAUGAUUCAGAUUGCUUUGUUGAUGUUAGUUUAAAGAAAAUAUUUUUAUACUUCUAAAAGCACAUUUUUAAAUACCAAUUCAUAAGAAAGAAGUGUUUUAUCCUGUCAAUAUGAUUGGAUGAGUGGAGUGUGUCUGCUGUGGGAACUUAAUUUCUGCAUACUGUAAACUCGCCUCUGAGAUGUCUCAGGUUUUGGCAGAAAUAUAACCAUGUCCAUUUCAAGUCCUGGUGUACCCAAUGGUACCUCAGCCCCAUCAAUCUGUUGUUGAAGUCUGUUAAAUGAAGGUAUACUCUAAUAUGUAAUUUUAAGUGCUUCUGCCAGGAUUUGAAAAGGGCAGGGUAUUUCUUGCUCCUUUUUAGGGAGAAGGGCAGGGCACAUUUUGGGGGUAAGAGGACACAAUGUCAACCCCUUGGGUGGCAGCACCCUUCUAAAUAUGCCUGAGUUAAGGCAAAUGACAUCGAUCUGUUUCAUAUUGGGAAUGCCUCGGAGUAGAGUUUACAGUAUUAGGGAAGGGUUCAACUGUGUCCUGAAAACCUUACUGUUCAAAAUAAAAACUCCAUCAAACAAAAUUGAUGGAACAUUUUUUGUAUGUUGAGGGCAUUAAGAAGUUUGCAAUUUGAACAAGCUUGAUAAUUCUAAUUUUGAAGUAUCAGGUCAAAUGAUAGUUCUUGUCAGUUGUGUAUGUCAGUGUGUCUGUCCCUAUUUAAAGCUUUUAAAGUUGUUUGUAAUGUUAUCUGUGCAUAAAGUUGCGCUGUCAAAUAAAAAGAAAUAUUUAAGAGUUUUGUUGCCCCUAGGCUAAAGUUGUAUUGUAGGUUGUGCCACAAUUUUGCUGUUGUCAUGUUAUUUCAUUAUUGAGUGCUUUUGGUGUGUUGGUCAUAUCCCCCAAUGUUGGUCCUGGAAACCUCAAACGUUGCCUUUCCUUAGUGUUUUGUCCACUGCUAUUUGACACAGAAUAUGCAGUUAUACUGCUCUUUUCAGUCUAUGUUUUUUAUGAAAUAUUGCAUCCAUGGACGCUUUCACUCGAAGUUAUGUUCACUCCUGCUUGGUUGUGGACGAGGGAUAAUGUGUGUAUCUAAUGGAAGAUCAAAAUGUUCAUUUAAAACAAAUACAUGUAAUCCCAAGGGCUUAGCUUCAGCCUCAUUUGGGAGGAUAUAUAGUCUGUUUCUUCUGGUCCCACAACAUCUUUCAGGAUCAAGAUGUUUUGGUUCCUUUGGCACGGCUUGUGUUUGAGACACUACUCUCAUUAUGCAGAUCUUCUGACACACAUUGAAUUUUGUUCUAUCUUAGUAUAACAAAAAGCAAGAAUAUGUAUAAACUUUUCAUAAU